AUGCCAUGGUCUUCUAUGGAGGAGGCGUUGCGGGCUUUCAAAAGAGGUGAAUUUGUGAUGGUGAUGGACAGCGAUGAUCGCGAGGACGAGUGUGACUUGAUUCUGCCGGCGGAGAGCGUGACGGCUGCGCAGAUGGCCUUCGCAAUUCGCCACACCACUGGGAUUGUUUGCAUCGUGGGCGAGAAGGAGAGACUAGAGCACUUUGGUUUGCAUCCUGCCACGACUCGAAAUACGGAUGCAAACGCUACCAAUUUCUAUGUUUCUACAGACUUUCUUCCAGGGACUUCCACUGGGGUGUCGGCAGCAGAUCGUGCAACGACAGCCAGAGCUUUGUGUGACCUCAAGAAUCAAGCGAAGGACUUCUCUAAGCCGGGUCAUCUUUUCCCGCUUUGCGCCCGGACCGGCGGAGUCCUCGAACGACCAGGGCACACGGAGUCCACGUACGACUUCUGUCGACUUGCCGGCUUGAUACCAGUCGGCGUCCUUGCGGAGUUGAUGCAUGAUGACGGAACUAUGUACCGGCGGGAUGAUAGCCUGGCCUUUGCCAGCGCUCACAACAUUCCGAUUGUAACAGUGGAGCAGAUUAUCAACUACAGACGCGAGCAUGGAGCCACCGCUCCAGCAUCAGUCUUUGAGGCCUUGGAGUCCGGCGCCGUCAAGGCAUUGGCUACCAAAGGCAGCGCAAGCCCAACUGCUGUGGUGGCCGCAUCGUGCGAUGCCAGGCCCGUCAAGCCGCCAACCUCGAAGCUAUGA
Molecule: messenger RNA, 753 nt
Organism: Effrenium voratum
Lineage: Eukaryota; Dinophyceae; Suessiales; Symbiodiniaceae
Source: the annotation of a GenBank genome assembly